Myxocyprinus asiaticus (Chinese sucker) is the source of this 4539-nucleotide messenger RNA. RefSeq names its product inverted formin-2-like. The record is from RefSeq and is a predicted model, not a curated record. The transcript has 23 exons. Gene Ontology annotation, molecular function: actin binding; small GTPase binding. Bases 158 to 3856 code for a protein of 1232 amino acids. Gene Ontology annotation, biological process: actin cytoskeleton organization. NCBI's taxonomy places the organism in Eukaryota, Metazoa, Chordata, Actinopteri, Cypriniformes, Catostomidae.
GUCAGCAGCAGCUAGAGUCCUAGAAUUUCACCCUCAUCCGCCUGUAAUGUUUAAAGUAUCAUUUAAAGCGACACUUGACAUCAGUCCUCUCAUUCAUCACAUCCUGAACAACAUCGAGUGAUUUCAGAGUAUCUUCCUUGUCAUCAUCAUCUUCAUCAUGUCUGUGAAGUCGGAUGGAGCCCAGAAGAAAUGGGCAGCAGUCAGGGGUCGACUGGGGUCGUCUCAGGACUCUGACCCCUCGCUGGAGGCCAACCUAGAAAACGCAGACGCAGAGCUGUGCAUCCGUCUGCUGCAGGUGCCGACCGUCGUCAACUACUCCGGUCUGAAGAAGCGUCUGGAGAAGAGCGAUGAGGCUUGGAUGGUCCAGUUUCUGGAGCUGUCUGGACUCGAUCUGUUAUUGGAGGCUCUGGACCGUCUGUCCGGACGUGGCUGCUCGAGAAUCGCGGACGCGCUGCUGCAGCUGACGUGUGUUAACUGCGUGAAAGCGGUCAUGAACUCGUCUGCCGGGAUUCACUUCAUCGUCGACAAUGAGGGUUACGUGCGCAAGCUGUCACAAGCUUUGGACACGUCCAACACGAUGGUGAAGAAGCAGGUGUUUGAGCUGUUGGCGGCCCUCAGCAUGUUCUCUUCAGAGGGACACCGAUUGGCACUGGACGCCCUGGACCAUUACAAGUGUGUGAAGACGCAGCAGUAUCGAUUCAGUGUGAUUUUGAAUGAACUACAAGCAACAGAUAACGUGCCUUACAUGGUCACCCUCCUGAGCGUCAUCAACGCUCUCAUCUUCAGCACCGACGACCUGCGGCAAAGAGACAAGAUGCGCAAGGAGUUUAUUGGGUUACAACUGCUUCACCUGCUGCCAAAGCUAAGGGAAGAAGAUGAUGAAGACUUGAUGAUCCAGUGUGAGGCGUUUGAAGAGGCCAUGGCUGAAGAUGAGGAGGAGCUCUUGAGGGUUUAUGGAGGAAUUGACAUGAGCAACCAUCAGGAAGUCUUCACAUCACUGUUUAAUAAAGUGAGCAGUUUCCCCUCGUCCCUGCAGCUGUUGUCUAUUUUACAAGCGCUGCUGCUUCUGGGUCCAGAUCGAUCUGACGUUUGGCAGGCUUUGGAGGCGCUCACGAAUCGAGCCAUACUGAUCGCACAGAGCUCUGAGAUGGAGUACUGUGAGAAGAUUCUGCAGCGUCUCGUCUUCGCCAAAGAACCAUCCAAAGGUUCCUGUGAUUUUGUUGGCCAUCUGCUCAGAAGAAAGCAUCAAGCCGUUCAGACCGAGGCGAAAGAUGAGAAACUGGAGUCUUCUUGCAGAUCAACCAAUCAGGCACCAUUGAGUAAUUCCACAAAGACGUCAUCCACUCCUCUACCACCACCACCACCACCACCUCCUUUGCCGAGUAUGGUUUCUCCUCUCCUCAAAGCAGGAGCUGGACCACCUCCUUUACCAGGAGCAGGGAUGCCUCUGCCGCCUCCUCCUCCUCCUCCUCCUCCUCUUCCAGGGAUGAGUUUUGGAGUUCCACCACCACAUCCUCUGCCAGGAAUGGGGCCGCCUCCUCCUCCUCCUCUUCCAGGGAUGAGUUUUGGAGUUCCACCACCACCACCACCUCUGCCAGGAAUGGGGCCUCCUCCUCCUCCACCUCCUCCAGGUUUUGGUCCCCACUGCCCUCCUCCUCCUCCAGGUAUGGGUGAUGUGAUAGCGGCCAGGAACUUCCAGGCUCUCGGGCAAUCUUUCUCCAUGCCUGUGAAGACCGGCCCUCAGCCCACCCUCAGGAUGAAGAAACUCAACUGGCAGAAACUGAACUCCAGAGCAGUUACUGAUGGUUCUUCGAUGUGGGCUUCAGUUCCAGCUGAUUCCCCGUUGGAGCUGAAUUACAGCAGCAUCGAGCAGCUCUUCUCUCUGCCAGUGGCUGAAUCUAAAGACAAAACCCCGACUGCACCUGUCAAGAAAGAGCCAAAAGAGAUUUCAUUUAUUGAUCCCAAGAAGAAUCUGAAUCUGAACAUAUUUCUGAAGCAGUUUAAAUGUUCCAAUGAAGACUUUGUGGCAAUGAUACAGAAAGGUGAUUGUACCAAAUUUGACAUAGAGGCCCUAAAACAACUUCUGAAGCUACUCCCAGAAAAACACGAGAUGGACAACUUAAAGUCCUUUCAAGGAGAUCCAGGGAAACUGGCCAGCGUUGACCGCUUUUACCUCUUUCUUCUGGCUGUUCCAUGUUAUCAGUUGAGGAUUGAGUGCAUGUUGCUGUGUGAGGAGACGCUGUCGGUUCUCGAUAUUCUGAAGCCCAAAGUAGAUCUGGUGGAGUCAGCCUGUGAGAGUCUCAGGAAAAGUUCUCUGCUGCCCAGUUUCUGCAAGCUCAUUCUUGAUGUUGGAAACUUUCUCAACUAUGGAAGUCACACAGGAAAUGCUGAGGGAUUCAAGAUUAGUUCCCUGUUGAAACUCACUGAAACUAAAGCAAACAAGAGUCGCAUCACCCUCCUUCAUCACAUCCUGGAGGAAGCUGAAUUAAAUCACCCAGAGCUGCUGAACCUUCCAGAAGAUAUUGAGGCGUGUGAGAAAGCAGCCGGCAUAAAUCUGGAAUCAAUUCAGUCAGAAACAAAUGCUCUUCUGAAGAGAUUAAAAGAUGCAGAGAAGAAAGUGUCUUCAUCGGUUGAAGAUGUGAAAGAGCAGUUUUCAGGGGUCAUUGAGAAGAACGUGAUGUUGUGUAAAGCUCUGGAGGAGCGUUUCUCAAACGUUGAGAGCCAUAAGGAUGAUCUGGCUCAGUAUCUGUGUGAAGAUGUUUCUCAGCUCUCACUGGACGAACUCUUCAGCACCUUCAAGACCUUCCGUGAACUCUUCCUGAAAGCCUUAAAGGAAAACAAGAUCCGUAAAGAACAAGCUGCUAAAGCUGAGAAGAGGAAACAGCAGCUCGCAGAGGAAGACUCCAAACGACAGAAAGGAGAAGGUGGAAAGAUUAUCCGAAGAGGACCAGUGCCACAGGAGGAUGGUUGCAUCGUUGACCAACUCUUGGCGGAUAUUCGAAAGGGUUUCAGUCUGAGAAAGACUCGUCCCAGGUGCGAAACGGAAAGUGACCCUUCUAGUGAAAUACAUAGGGAAACGGGACAGCCCGCAAGUGUCAGGUCUGUAGAAGAAGUUGGAUCGUCUGCAGGCGUAACAUCUCGACCAGCCCUGGACUCUACUCCAGAAGAUCCAGUCAAAGAUUCUGGCACAAAUCCUAGAGGUAAAGCAACCUCUUUGGGUGACUGUGACGCAAACACCAGCCCUCAAGAUGCGAAGGAGCCUCUGUCAAAUUUGUCUACGGAAACAACCACCACCGCCAUCGAACCACCACAGAACCCCUCGGUGAGCUCCACGUCCAUGGAGAACUCUUCAUUAGAUCCACCAGCUCAGGAACUAACUGCAGUAGAUCAGUCUGAUGCACCGCCCAGCUGCCUUACACCAAACAAUACAGGUCGAGAACAAAACCAGAAUCAGAACAACAUCAAUCCUGUGGCCGAUGAUUUGACUCGUUCCACCCCAGUACAGAAAACUGACCCUUUAAAGUCUGCUUGUAUUGACUCAAACAUAAAUGGUGCUUGUGCAAAUACUGGCAUGUUGAAGACAAGUCGAGACUGUUUUGAUGACCCGCUUCAGUCGAGUAAUUUGUGCGCAGAUGGAAAUGUUAACGAGUUGUCAAGAGUCAGUGUUGUGACGCGGGAGGCACCUGAUGAACUAGAUGGAGUGAGUUCACAAGCCCCGCCCAAUCCUGCUGUAGGCCCCGCCUCUCUGAAAUCCGAGAAUAAAAAACAUUUCUUCCAAAGAAACAAAAAAAGCAUUAAAGAAGUCAAGGGUAACGGGGGGAACAGACGCUCUAAAAAGGCAUGUGUGUUGCAGUAAGGAAACUCCAGGAAAAGGAGAACAAAAGGAAGAAGGAAGAGUUGAGCGCAGUCUUCUUCUGAUCCUGUAUUCCAUCGGCUUUCCUUCAGUACUCUCAGGAUAUACGGACUGACCCCAGAUCAGCAGCACACACAAAACUACUGUUACAUCAGAAGACCUGUUUAUGGUGCACUUUGACCAAAUACACAUUGUGCAUUUGAGUUUGGUUUAAAAAAAUAUAUAUGUAUUUUUAAAUGCUAAAUCUAUGGCCAAACUAUAUUUUAAAUAUAUGAUGCACCAACAAAAUUUGCAUUCAAGAAUGUUUAAAAUUUUGAGUUAUAUGUAGAGAAGAGAGACUUUUGGAUGGUAAUUGUGUGUUUCUCAAAACCUUUAAGAUUCUUUACUCUUUCUGAAACCUUUAAAAUGCUUAACUUGCUGUUAACUAUUAAUAUUGCUCUGAAUGUUAACUUUAUAUAGGCUAUCAUAAGAUUCAUCAUGAAAAGUAUUAGUUCAUUCUUAUAAUAUCAGUUCUAGUAUUAUUGUAGAGAAGAUAUCUUGCGCUUACAUUUAAAGUGGACUAUGACUUCAGUAUCUUUAUUUCAUUGUGUCUUUAAUAUUGAUUGUCAGUAUUUGUCAUGCAUAUCAAGAAUAUGAGGAUAAAGAAAUAUAUCUAUAUAAUAAAAUGCACAAUCAGUGUUUGUUUA